CCCGGCCAGUGAGGACUUCUUCUCCCCACCCUCCCCUCCUCGCUCCGCCGCAUCCAAAAGUGCGCCAUGGUGACUUUACGCGCAGGAAUGAUCGUCUUUGGCGUCUUGUGAUUGAAAAGUUGCAGCACGAGCGCCUCAUCGCAGAGAGUGCAGGUGAUGUUCAGGACUUUUCACCUCAUAGGCAAGUGAGAAGAGGGCGUGUCGGAGUUGUUCAAGUCCCUUAAUUGUAAUGAUGUCUUCCAUGCGCGCAUCGCCUCCCUUUCACGCGCCGCCCGAGGAAGAGGAGGCGCACGGCCCCGCCGACAACAACAACAGCGCGGCCUGGCUCGACGACCACGACCCAAAGGAGACACCGUCGCCCUCCCCGCCCGAGCGGCCCCACCCCGACCCGCCGCAGCCAAUCAGGGAGAAGCGAGCGGACGCCGACUCGUGGGACAACGAUAGGUCGGCUGCGAUGGACACAGAGAGCACAAAUAAAGGCUCCUCCGUCGUUUACUCGUACCGGUCCAGCUCCACCUCGCCGCCCAAGCCCGAGGAGUGCUCCCGGGAUCGUGGCGAGCUGACGGCAAUGGGGGCGGGUGCAGGCUUGGUCCUGGGCACGCCGGAGCGCCGCAAAGGGAGCCUGGCGGACGUGGUCGACACACUGAAGCAGAAGAAGCUGGUGGAAAUGACCAAGACGGAACAAGACGAGCCGCUGUGCAUGGAGAGUCUUCUCUCCAAGGACUGGAAGGAGCGCGUGGACCGCCUCAACGCCACCGAGCUGCUGGGCGACGUCAAAGGGACGGCCGAGUCUCUGGAGAAGAAAGAGCGUCAACUGUCGGCCAUGAUCGGCCAGCUGAUCAGCCUGAGAGAGCAGCUUCUCUGCGCCCACGACGAGCAGAAGAAAAUGGCCUCCUCACAGCUGGAAAAGCAGCGGCAGCAGAUGGAGCUCGCCCGGCAGCAGCAGGAACAGAUCGCCAGACAACAGCAGCAGCUCUUGCAGCAACAACACAAGAUAAACAUUCUCCAGCAGCAGAUUCAGGUCCAAGGUCACAUGCCUCCCCUCAUGAUCCCCGUGUUCCCUCACGACCAGCGAUCUUUGGCGGCCGCGGCGGCCGCCGCACAGCAGGGCUUUCUCUUCCAGCCGGGCAUGUCCUACAAGCCAGGUGACAACUACCCCAUGCAGUUCAUUCCUUCGACAAUGACGGCGGCCGCGGCGGCCGGGCUCAGUCCGCUCCAGCUGCAGCAGCUGUACGCCGCUCAGCUGGCAAGUAUGCAGAUCUCACCGGGGGCCAAGAUGGCGCCCGUCCCGCCGGGGGGGCCUAACGCAUCCGGCCCGCUGUCGCCCACCGCCCUCAAGAGCGACAAGCGAGCGUCCAGUCCCCUCGUGCAAGUCAAGCUGGAGGAAGGCCCCACGCAGCCGCUCAACCUCUCGGCCCGGCCCAAGAUCUCGCCGACCUCGCCGACCGCGCAGACGCUGUUUUCCAGCACCAAGGGCAGCCCCGCCAGCGCCCCCAAGGCUCGCGUCCCCAGCCCGGUUUCCAACAUGGCCCGCAACGCCUCCCUGGACAUCCUCUCCAGCCUGAACUCCACGGCUCUUUUCGGGGACCAGGACGCCGUGAUGAAGGCCAUCCAGGAGGCUCGCAGCAUGAGGGAGCAGAUCCAGAGGGAGCAGCUCCACCACCAGCAGGGACCUCCUCCACCUCCUCCUCCGCCACCGCCGCCACCUCCUCAUCAUCUUCAUCACCACCACCAUCAUCACCAUCACGCCACACCUCCCGGACACCAAAGUCUGGAGGCCAAACUGUCAGCGUUGAGCAGCAUGAGCCUCAACAACGGCAACAAGGAGCGUCUGCACUACGAAACGCUGAGCCACCACCUGGGCAAGCUCGGGGAGGAUGCUGGGAAGAUGGUCCAUCGAGUCAUCGACCUGACCAGGCCGGAGGAUCUGGACGGAAGCAACAUCGCUGAGGCUCGCGUCUUCCGGGAGGCGCGCGGCAGGAGCAACACCGAGCCGCACAUCAAGAGGCCCAUGAACGCCUUCAUGGUUUGGGCCAAGGACGAGCGCAGGAAGAUCUUACAGACCUUCCCGGACAUGCACAACUCCAACAUCAGCAAAAUUCUAGGUUCCCGCUGGAAGGCGAUGACCAACCAGGAGAAGCAGCCGUACUACGAGGAGCAGGCCCGCCUCAGCAAGAUCCACCUUGAGAAGUACCCCAACUACAAGUACAAGCCGCGACCCAAGCGGACCUGCAUCAUCGACGGCAAGAAGCUACGCAUCGGCGAGUACAAGCAGAUGAUGCGAUCGCGCCGUCAGGAGAUGAGGCAGUUCUUUGUUGGGCCUCAGGCUCCGCACCCCCUGGGCAACAACGCCGGCGGCAUGGACGUCUACCCGGGCGCCAUCACCAUGGCGGCGGCCACCACCCCCUCGCCCCACCUGACCUCGGACUGCUCCAGCAACUCGGCCAGCCCCGAGCCGGCCGCGCCCGUCCUCCAGAGCGCGUUCGACACGGUCAAGGCCGAGCCGGCCGACGGCGACGACGACACGGACAUGUACGACGACUACGAGGACGAGCCCAAAUCGGACUACAGCAGCGAGCAGGAGACGAGGCAGGACAUCAGCGCCAACUGAUACGUUCGACGGACUUUUUUGGAGGACAACCUUGACGACGAGGCGCCGGAACCUGCGACAACUCCGCCAUCACGUGACCCCGUUGCUUCGUUUUGUUGUUGUUUUUUUUGGCAAACGGCAUGCAUGGACUCUUCAGCAGCUAUUUUGGUCUUAAAUGUUCUAAAAGGAGUGAGCUCGUUUCAUUUUUUUUUUAUUUCAUUUUUUUUUUGAAUGAUCUAGCUGUUUUUAUCACUUUUUUGGGGUUUUAUUUUGAUUGGAUUUUCGCCAGACGGGCCGCCGUUGGCUGCGUGUGCAAAAAAAAAGUCUGGACUGGCACAACUUGAGAUUUGAGAAGUUUUAAUAUUUAAAAAAAAACACAAAAAAGAAAGAAAAAAAAAUCCUAGCUCUUGUAAUCUUACAGUCUUACAUUCAUGUCUCAAACAAACGCAGCACAUCAAAUUUAUUCUUAUUAUUAUACAUACAUGAUAUACAUAUAUAUAUAUGUAUGUAUGUAUAUGUAUAUAUCCCAGCUCAGGUAUGACGUGCCAGCUUGUGAAUGUGUUUUGUUUUUGUACGACGAGAGAUGUCAAGUGUUCAAACUGUCAAUCGAACGCGGGAAGCAAUUCCCGCAGGACACACUAUGACUUCGUAUUGUUCUCGCUACCGAUUUGAAACACGAGAUGUGCCAAACCUACGUUCACAUUCACUCGGUAUUGUGUAGUCUUAACUUCCACAAAUGCUGCAAAAAAAAAAAGAAAAAGAAAAGGAAAAAAAGUCUUAGAAGUCGAAGCUCGGUGAACCACGUUGCCCGGAAUUCCUUGAGGCCAAACGCCAUCUUGUUGGCUCUUACAACACUUCACUUCACUUCAUUCAGCACGAUGGCGCUACUGUAGGACGAGAGAGUUCCUCGUCACUGUAUUUCUAAUUGUUUUCCAUUGGUACGAAACGUGUACUCAUUUGCCUGGUGGAUGUCUCGGAACGUCUCAGCCGAGAGUUGCAGAGUUACUUACACCAAAUGUGUGUUCUGAAAAAAAAAAAAGAAAAAAAAUCUUAGAAGUACCAGUCUUUUUUUUUCUUUUUUUGAUGGUACUUUUUUCUACAUGUCAUGUAUAGUUGGAAAUAAUUUAUUAAGGAAAACAAUUGAGGGAAAAAUAGUGCUGUUUUUUUUUUUUUUAAAGACGAUGUCCAUGGUCUGCACCGCUAUUUAAAACUAUAUAAAUAUUUUUUAUUAACUGCUUUACUGUUUAAAAACAAAUUCAGCCCUUAGUCUUAACUGCAAGGCCAUUUGAGUCAAUCAGAUGGUCAUAGGAAGUCAUUUUCAAUUAAAAUAAAAAAAAAUUAGCCAUAUCUCAAUUCACUAGAUUUGAAGACCUGUUCUCAAGCUACAGCACAGGUGUCAAACUAAAGCCCCGGGGGCCAGAUGCAGCCCGCCCCAUGAUUUUAUGUGGCCCACAAAGGCAAAUCAAUUAACUUGCAUAAUUUUUGUUCAAAUAUGUACCAAAAUUUCCAAUUGUCAUAUCAUAAAUGAUGACGGCAGCACGGUGGAUCAGCUAGUAAAGCGUUGGCCUUACAGUUCUGAGGACCCGGGUUAAAUCCCGGGCCCGCCUGUCUGGAGUUUACAUGUUCUCCCCGUGCCUGCGUGGUUUUCCUCCGGGCACUCCGGUUUCCUCCCACAUCCCAAAAACAUGCAACAUUAAUUGUUCACUCUAAAUUGCCCCUAGGUGUGAUUGUGAGUGCGGAUGUUUGUCUCAAUGUGCCCUGAAAUUGGCUAGCGACCAGUCCAGGGUGUACCCCGACUCCUUCCCAUUGAUAGCUGGGAUAAGCUCCAGCACUCCCCGCGACCCUCGUGAGGAUAAGGAUAGAUGAAUCAAUGAUGACAUUGAGAUGUUGCAAGCAUUUUUGUGUUACCAAACAUCAAGAAUAGUUGGAAAAACCCAGGAAAAAAUCAAUAACUGUUAUUAGAAAUCAGAAAACAAGAGAAUAAAUUGAGGAAAAGGUGAAAUAAUGACUUGAUAGUGAAGUCGACUCAUUUUGACCAUAGAACUUAAGCAGAAGAGGGAUUUUUGUUCUCUUUUGGGAAAUGGUAAAAUAGUUUUCAGGAUACAAAAGGCCAAGUAUGCAUCGUAAAUAUAAAUAUUUAUAUUUAUCUCCACACAUGCAGUGUUUGACAUGGAUAUGGUCCGAAAAAACCGCCCCGACUUCAGCACUCUUGUAAUUUUCCCUCUUCCGGUGUCACGCUGGUUUUAUUUGAUUUGAUUUUUCUCUGGCAUUUUGAACGUCUUUCCACUUUCUACACUCAUUACCUCUUUUUUUUUUUGUUGAGAUUUUUUUUUUUUAAUGAUAAUAAUUAUUAUUUAGACGAGCUUCACAAGCUGAGCCCGAGCAUCACUCGCAUGGCAGGCCGACUCCUGCUCGCCUCACACAUCCUAAGCACUGGACAGAGCUUUUUACAUUUUAGUUUCUUUUUAUGUUUUAUAAUUAAUGACUGAGGUGAUGUUGUUUUUGGUCCCAUGUUGUAGUCGCUUUGGCCAGCAAUUUUUUUUGUUUUUGUUUGUUUGUUUUCCUCUGAUGUGGCCUCUGUUCAACCUCAUGACAUACACAAAUGUUUUUUUUUUUUUUUUGGGUGAUUGCUAUUUUUGUUUCAAAUUGUACGUUUUAACAUUUCAUCGUAUUUAUUAGCCAAGUGUGGCUCUAAAAAGUUGUCAGUACACGGCAUAUUGGUGAGAAAGACAAUCAAAGAAAAAUAGGAAAUAAAUGAGAAAUAAAAACU
Molecule: messenger RNA, 5360 nt
Organism: Syngnathoides biaculeatus (alligator pipefish)
Lineage: Eukaryota; Metazoa; Chordata; Actinopteri; Syngnathiformes; Syngnathidae
Product: transcription factor SOX-6-like
Exons: 16
Coding region: 230-2611 (793 amino acids)
Biological process (GO): central nervous system development; positive regulation of chondrocyte differentiation; cell fate commitment
Cellular component (GO): nucleus
Molecular function (GO): DNA-binding transcription factor activity, RNA polymerase II-specific; RNA polymerase II cis-regulatory region sequence-specific DNA binding
Source: RefSeq, a predicted model, not a curated record